Molecule: messenger RNA, 8520 nt
Organism: Lates calcarifer (barramundi perch)
Lineage: Eukaryota; Metazoa; Chordata; Actinopteri; Centropomidae
Gene: daam2
Product: dishevelled associated activator of morphogenesis 2
Exons: 26
Coding region: 484-3711 (1075 amino acids)
Biological process (GO): regulation of non-canonical Wnt signaling pathway; actin cytoskeleton organization; positive regulation of canonical Wnt signaling pathway
Molecular function (GO): small GTPase binding; actin binding
Source: RefSeq, a predicted model, not a curated record
CGGAACACGAGAGAGGGAGAGAGAGAGUGAGAGAGGGAGGGGGGAGAGAGAGAGAGAGAGCCGGGACAGUGUCAACAGCUCAGCUCCCAGCACAGUCAGCUGAAAUCCAGAGCUCAGCUCAGAAGCUCAGAGAGGGGAAGCAGACAAAACGCAGCAGCUUCAGCCGGGAAACAUCGUCAGACUUGUGUUUCAUGGAAUUUGGCCACGAUACACAAAUUGCCAAAUGAGAGGUUUAAAGCCAAAGGAUGUAGGAAUACUUUAACAUUUUUCUUCAAACCUUGCUUUAUUGAGAAUCUUUUUUUUUUCCAUUGCUAGUGACGUGACACAGGGACAAUCCAUCUCUCAGGGUAGCCCAUCUGAAGUGGAUCAUGCCCCCUAGAUAGCAGCCUCAUCCUCCUCUCCACUCCCCCUCCCUGCCCUUGGCCCCUUCCUCUACCUUCCUGGUCCAGCGCCACCACUGCCACCUGUGUCACCACAGCAAUCAUGCCCCCCAGGAAGAGGACGCGGCCGGGCCUGGGCUUCCUGUGCUGCUUUGGCAGCAGCGAGCCCCCAGAGAUCAACUUGAAGGAUAGUGUGCCCCUGCAGCUGCUAGAGUUCAGCGCCCCCAUGCCGCCCGCUGAGGAGCUGCAUGCGCGUUUCUCCGAACUGGUGGAUGAACUGGACCUGACGGAUAAGAACAGGGAGGCCAUGUUCGCUCUGCCCGAUGAGAAGAAAUGGCAAAUCUACUGCAGCAAGAAGAAGGAGCAAGAGGACCCCAACAAGCUGGCCACCAGCUGGCCUGACUACUACAUCGACCGCAUCAACUCCAUGGCUGCUAUGCAGACCCUGUUUGCCUUUGAUGAAGAGGAAAUGGAAAUGAGGAACAAGGUGGUGGAAGAUCUGAAGACAGCACUUCGCACUCAGCCAAUGAGGUUUGUCACACGCUUCAUUGAGCUGGAUGGCCUCACCUGCCUCCUCAACUUCCUGCGCAGCAUGGACUACGAGACAUCAGAGAGCCGCGUCCACACCUCCGUCAUCGGCUGUAUCAAAGCCCUGAUGAACAACUCGCAGGGCCGCGCUCACGUCCUGGCCCACCCGCAGAGCAUCAACACCAUCUCACAGAGCUUGCGGACGGAGAACAUCAAGACCAAAGUGGCGGUGCUGGAGAUUCUUGGGGCGGUGUGCCUGGUGCCUGACGGACACAAGAAGGUGCUGCAGGCCAUGGCGCACUACCAGAAAUACGCUGCGGAGAGGACACGCUUCCAGACACUGCUGAAUGAGCUGGACAGGAGUACAGGCCGCUACAGAGACGAGGUCAACUUGAAGACAGCCAUCAUGUCCUUCAUCAACGCUGUGCUGAAUGCUGGAGCUGGGGAGGACAACCUGGAGUUUCGACUCCACCUAAGGUACGAGUUCCUGAUGUUAGGCAUCCAGCCAGUGAUCGACAAGCUGCGAGAGCAUGAAAACGCCACUCUGGACAGGCAUUUGGACUUCUUUGAGAUGGUGCGGAACGAGGAUGACUCAGAGCUGGCCAAAAGAUUUGAUAUGACCCAUGUAGAUACAAAGAGUGCCAGUGCCAUGUUUGAACUGGUCAAGAAGAAGCUGAGCCACACAGAUGCCUACCCCCACCUCCUCUCCAUCCUCCAGCACUGCCUGCAGAUGCCCUAUAAGCGUGGUGGUGGCAGCCUGCAGCACUGGCAGCUGUUAGACAGGAUCCUCCAGCAGAUUGUCCUACAGGAUGACAAGGGAGAGGACCCCGACGUCGCCCCUCUGGACAACUUCAGUGUGAAGAACAUCAUUCGCAUGUUAGUCAAUGAGAAUGAGGUGAAACAGUGGCGAGACCAGGCAGAGAGGUUCAGGAAAGAUCAUGUAGAGCUGUUAGGUAAACUAGAAAGGAAGGAACGAGAGUGUGACACUAAGACCCAGGAGAAGGAGGAGAUGAUGAAAACUUUGAACAAGAUGAAGGACAAGCUACAGCGUGAGGGUGUGGAGCUGCGCUCAGCCAGGGAACAAGUCCUGGAUCUAUCGUCACGCAUCAAUGACAUAGCUGGUGGCAGUGUGUCUUUCCCGCCCCCUCCUCCACCUCCCGGCGGUCCCGUGGCGCCACCUCCACCGCCUAUGAUUGCUGGCUUCCCUCCGCCUCCUCCUCCGCUGCCAUUUAGCUGCCCGCCUCCUCCGCCGCCUCCUCCCCCACCCGGCGCCCCGCCUCCUCCACCGGGAGCCCCUCCCAUUUUUGGAGCCCCACCUCCCCCUAUUUCCUCUUCCUUUAACUCAGCGACCACAAUGCGCUCCAAGUCCAUCCCUCAGCCCUCUCAUCCGCUGAAGUCCUUCAACUGGUCGAAACUAGGAGAGAAUUUGAUCAAUGGCACCAUCUGGAGUGACAUUGAUGACCUGAGAGCCUUCAAGAUUCUUGACCUCAAGGACAUAGAGAAGAUGUUUUCAGCCUAUCAGAGACAGCAGGACCUGCUCACUAACCAAUCCUUCAAACAGAAAGAGACCGGCUCUAUGGACGACAUAUAUGUCAGCACACGGAAGGUCAAAGAGCUGUCAGUCAUCGACGGUAGACGUGCACAGAACUGUGUCAUCCUGCUUUCAAAGUUAAAAAUGAGCAAUGAAGAGAUUAAGAGGGCGAUCCUGGAGAUGGAUGAGAGAGAAGAGCUAGCCAAAGAUAUGCUGGAGCAGCUGCUGAAAUUUGUCCCCGAGAAAAGUGACAUCGAUCUGUUGGAGGAGCACAAACAUGAGUUGGAGCGCAUGGCCCGGGCUGAUCGCUUCUUGUUUGAAAUGAGCAGAAUUGACCACUACCAGCAGAGGCUGCAGGCUCUGUUCUUUAAGAAGAAGUUUGCAGAGCGUUUAGGUGAAACCAAGCCGAAAGUUGAAGCCAUCCUGAAUGCAUCUAAGGAGGUGGUUCGGAGCAAGAGGCUGACUCAGAUCCUGGAGGUGGUGCUGGCCUUCGGCAACUUCAUGAACAAGGGCCAGAGAGGCAAUGCCUACGGCUUCAAGGUCUCCAGCCUCAACAAGAUCGCUGACACUAAGUCCAGCAUAGACAGGAACAUCACCAUGUUGCACUACCUGAUCAUGAUCUUUGAGAAGAACUACCCAGACACUCUGCACAUCCAGGAGGACCUCAUCAGUGUACCAGAGGCUGCCAAAGUCAAUUUGGCUGAGUUGGAAAAAGAGGUGCACAAUAUCAAAAGUGGACUAAAGGCUCUCGAGGCGGAGCUGCACUACCAGCAGAGCAGGACGAGGGAACGUGGGGAUAAGUUUGUGGCUGUGAUCGGUGACUUCAUCACUGUGGCUGGCUUCAGCUUCUCUGAACUGGAGGACCAGCUGAGUGAAGCCAAGGACAAGUUUGCCAAAUCUCUGAAGCACUUUGGGGAGGACGAAGGGAGGAUGCAGCCUGAUGAGUUCUUCGGGAUCUUUGACACCUUCCUGCAGUCAUUUAGUGAAGCACGGCAAGACCUGGAGAACAUGCAGCGACGCAAGGACGAGGAGGAGAGGAGGGCACGAAUGGAGGCCAUGCUCAAAGAGCAGAGGGAACGGGAACGGCGGGCUAAGAAGAGCGGCGCCUCAGAUGAGGUCGGCGGCGAGUUUGACGACCUGGUCUCAGCGCUGCGUUCCGGCGAGGUCUUUGACAAGGACCUGAACAAGUUCAAGCGUAACCGCAAGCGCUCCGUAAACCAGCUCGUUGAGGGCGGUGGCCGCGAACGAGCUGUCACCAAGGUCAACUACUAGGCUGGGAUAAGGAGAGGAAAAAAAAACACUAGACACCUAAAUUCUGCCGUGGUGUAGAUCUCUUGGCACCACUGACAUUGGAGAGGAUGUAAAUAAUGGCUGGACUGGACAUGUAGUGACAUGUAUGGACGGCGUGCCAUUUCGAAGGAUGCAACCCUCUCCUCUGAUUGGUCUUGUAAAGCUAUUUUCAACCUGUUAGUCCUGGAAGUUGUGUGAUCUCCUGAGCUGGACGAAGGACAGUUAAGAUCGAUGGAUGGAUGGACAGACCACUGUGACACAUUAUCCCAUGUCUUUUGACCAUAUCCUUUUAACACUGUGCUCAAGCUUCCGUUUCUCACUGCUCUUUUUUUUUUUUCCUUACAAAACCCUUCAGUGUUCCUCAGUAAGUUCUUUGGUGCUGGAGCUGCUCCAUCUUUUUUGCUACCUGGCUCUUAAACACAUAGAACAUUGGGAUCAGCCAGUCACACUGUACAUAGAUGCGAGACCAAGAGAAGUGUUUGGAAAAGGACUACGAAGCCACUCCAGGCAGAAACAGAGAAAGAAAAAAAAAAAGCAGAAAAAGAAGGUGGAAAGGGGGAACCAAGCCAUAACCUCCACAGUCAUGGUUGUUUCAAGUGUCCCUCAGAAAAGAGAGUUUUCAGCCACAGAACGGAUGGAUAUUCAUGAACUUUCUUUACUACAAAGAAGUACAUGGAGCCGCCAAUUCCCCAGAAUGCUUUGUAGGCUUCUGAAAGAGUGGAGGGAGGAUAUAUGAAUUGGAGGGUUGUCGCUUCAAAACAGAGGAUGCAUCCCAAUGGCCUCCUCCAGCACACAGCAUUCCCAGGCAGGAUGUAUAUACAUCCCAAGCUGCAGCUUCAGAGGAUACAACUCUUCUCAAGGAAACAAAAAAACAUCUUCGCUUGAUCCACCUGACAAAAGUGAUGACUGUGCCACAAGGGUCAAGCCUCACCUAUACUCUUCAGUGAUUACAACAUUGUUCUGGCAUUAACCAGUGCCAAAGCAAAGAGAAAACACAUGUAAAUGUAUUAAUACAAAACAUACUGCAAUUAGGCCUUGAUAUAUAUUUAUAUUUAGAUGCAGACAAGCUAAUUGCAAAGAUGUAGAGGUUUUUUAUGUUUUCAUGGCAUUUUGGGGUUUUGUACACGCAAUGCAUUAUUUGUUGGUGUUGCAAGUUCACAUUGCUGUUGAAGUGAAUUUCUAUACAUUUUGCGCUUUAUGUAAAAAAAGAUAAUUGCUUGUCCUUUUCACACCUGUAUGUCUUGUUUGCACUGUAGCUUUUCUGACAAACUUUACACUCAUAUGUUUCCACAAGCCAACCUAAAAAAAAAUCCUCUGUGUGUGUAAAUUACUGUUAUCUAUAUCAAAGAUAAUGAAGGAAUGCCAUAAAUUAAUUUAACCUUAAAGGCACAAUCUGCAAUCAGUUUACAGGGCUGUCAGUUUCCCUGAUCCCACCUGAAUGUGGACUGUGUACUCAGCCCUACUGGCUGCAGUAAAAUUCAGGCCACACAGGCUCUUAAGAGUCUGAAAGGAUGCUGCACAGCAGUUCUCAUUGCGCCUUUAAUGACUCUCAUCCAUAGUAUGUGUGGGAUCUGUUUCACUGGUGCUAAAACGUGUGGUCUCUGUACAGAGCCAUCAGUCCAGUUGAGGUUUUUUUUACCCUCACCUCAAGUUAAACUAGUGCUUGAUUACUCAGUCACCAAGAUUAAUCAUACAGUAUCUGUGUCUUUCAGCUGGCACUGUGAUAUCAGACCACCCCAUGUAUAGAGUCUGUUACUGCAAAGUCAAGGUACAACAAAGCACUUAAAGUGUGUAGAAACUUCUUAUUAUCUUUAAUGGUGCACACUGACAGGACAGUAACAGGAAGACUCCAGCCUCAGAGAACAUCAUAGAAAACAAGCCAUGCUUCCAUCUUUCCUUCCAGCUUCUCUCAGAUGUUUUACAUAUGGUUGGACUGUGUUUCUAUGAUCUAUUCAUUAUGACAGAGUCAGCCCCACAUGCCAAUUAUUUUCCUUUGAGUAUUAAUCUAAGACUAUAGCACUAGGAAUGAAAAAGGAAUGUAUGUGGUUACCUCAGUGAAACAUUUUAAAUCUUGAAGAUCCUGGGUCAGGUGUCUCCUGCUCUUAGUGCUUUGGAAAAUAAGUGAGCUGAUAGGUUCACACUCCGUUUUGAGACAUCAACUGAAAGGAUGGAUCAGUAUAAAACCGAAGUAUACACCUCAUAUGAACCUACCUCUUCAUGUAAGCAGGAAGAGGGCAAACCACACAUUAAGUUCAUAUGAAAUAUCCUGAUUAGCAUCUUUCUUCUUAGAUAACUCAUUUUAGUCAAUCCAUCCACAUGCAUGUUUACUGUAGUACCGUAUAGGGCUAUAUAUGAAGUGUGCAGGAGGAGGAGGACUGGAUAUGGAUUUAAAUUUUUUUCUGGGAUUUUUUUCAAAUGAAGACUUGUGUUUAAUCUCCUCUGUUAGCCCACUCAUGCCUGUGUUCUUAUAAUCUAUCAACAGGAGAGGGAAACAUAUUUAAGCCUGGGUCAGUAGCUGAGGCUUUCUAUUGUUUUGAUAUGUAGCCCUAUUGCAUUUAGAUGCAUGUAGAAUGGAUAGUAUUCACACACCAGCCCCUGGUUCAGUUUUUUCAAAGGAUGACUGAAUCUUACAGGCUUUUAACAAUGACACUAAACAGAGGAUUCAUACUGCACUUCUAUUCCCCAUUUACCACCAUGUCAAAGUAGAAAUUUUCCCACUGCACUUAAUUCAGUAAGCACACGGUGUAUUUUCAGAGGUGUUCAAAACACAAGAAUAAGACUUAACAUUUGUGUUUUUGAAUUUCUAGUAUUUCUGAAUGAACUGACAGACAUGCUACUUAACACUCACUACCCAUAUGUAUUUAUAUGUUGGUCUUGUAAUGACUCUCCCAGUUAGUCCUCAUCCAGUCAUUCUGCCAGAUUUUCUGGUCUUAAACAUUUUCACCUUUAAGUGCCUCUGACUCUGUUUUCAUACAUGUACCAUUCCUCUUACUGUGUUUUAGUGUGUGUGGCUUCCCAAAACAUUACAUGCACAGUAUUUGCAUGAAAUGAGGCUUGUAGUUGGGAUUAGACUGACUGGCGCCAUCUUGUGGCUUCCCAUAGUUCACUUUGUGUUGCACCUGACAUCACAAGCAGUUACAGCUCUCCUUAGUGUUAGCAUUAUGUGGCACUUUACCCCAACUCCAGGCACAGUAACUCACCAAUGUCUCCUAAUGAACUCUUUCAGGUGUACUUCAGUAUGGCUGGCAUGUCAUCAGAGUUUUUACCUGUUACCUGUACAGAGAAACUCCCACUGCAUUUUCUCCUACAGCUUUAAUUGAUCUGUAAUCAGUUAUUUCACAGAGACACAGCACAUUCCAUCAGGGCUUUAUUCUUUCAAUAUGUCCUCAAACUGAAGCAGAGAGAAGCUGGUGUGAAGCUGGAAAGAUGACAUGAGACAGUGUAUAGAGGAUCUCUGAGCUUCCCAUGUCCCACACUUUUGAGAUUAACCAGUAAACCAAAUAGACUCAAACUUUCAGACACUUUAAAAAAUCAGGAAAGCCCCUCAAGUCCUAAGAGGGAAAUGUCAUAUGAUUGCUUAUUCUUUAACCAGCAUCUCAUGUAUAUUUGAGCUAUUCUAUUUUCUAACCUCUGCUCCUUUUGUUUUUCCAGUUAAUCAGAGUUAGUAUAUCAAACUUUUGGCAGACCCUUUAAACUCUUAAUCCAGAGCUUUAACCCGUAUUGUAGUGCUGACUAUUUACUGAGGGGUAUUGCAACAUUGUCAGUAUUAUUACAUGUUUGUGUUAUUACAUGUUUGGAUGUUUAUUUGGCCAUUGACUGGCUGAUUUUGGAGUGUAAAGAUGGAAAUCAGAGGAAUGAAAUUAGUAGCUUGUUCAAUGCACUUUUAUUAUGGGACAUUUCCAUUUGCAGCGCCAUGUUGAGGGCUUAGAUGACUCUGAAAUGAUAAGGGUGCAAUGAAAGAGUGGUGCAAAAAUAACAUGGUGUAAAGAGGAAAAAGGGCAAGUGAGGUAGGGGACUCCGGCUGGGCCGCUGGAAACACAUCAGUAGUCUGUUGGAUGGCAGAGACGAAGACAUUGUGGGGACAUAAACACAAAGAGGUGACACUCUGAUGUAACAUGAGUGUUCUGAGUUUUAAAGCCUCACUUGUCUGUCUCCUACUUUGGGGUGUAAAAUAAAGAUGGGUGGGGUGGGGGAGGUCGGUGUCUUGACACCACCGCGUUUCUGUCAAAUCAUGCACUUGGCGUCGACCUGCAUGCCUAAAAAAGGGUGCACAAAGUGUGAUGUGUUGACUUUAACCUUUAAUAGAAAAUUGCUUGCAAUGUGGAGACACACCUGUUACACAAUUUGUACUGCCUGAGACAAGUUGCACCCAGUUUUAGAGGUUGUAUAAUUGUGAGGAGUCAGUAUUUUUAUGGUUGGAAAAAAAAGUAUCCUCCACAGAAAGAUGUACAGUUGGAAAAAAAAGCAUUUUGUACACCAUUCUUGAUGUUUGAGAUAAGAUUAAAAAAAGAUUAAAACAUUGAGGAAUGUUCCAUUCUCCUGUAUAUUGUACCUCUAUUUAUUUGCCUUAUUUAGUUUGCUAUAUUUUGUAUGUACACACAGCAUUACAACAAAAUGUUAUAUUAAAAAUAUGAAUAAUUAAACUGUGGUCCGUGUAUGAUGGAUAGUUUUGAGACUUGUAUAAGAAUGAGAAUCUUUUUUUUUUUUUCAUUUCUAUAAUUUUAUUUUUGUUUUGUAUUUUUCUCACCCUGUGUCUUUUGUAGGGUUACAAUAAACUUUUGUCCCUUACAA